UAUUUUGGAGAGGAAAAAAAAAGCUAUUUUUCAGAUUUUUACCUUAUCUAAAGGAGCCCUUAGUAAGAAACAUACUGAAAAAUGAGCUCAUAUUCUGACCUAUUCAUUGAUGUAUUUCUACUAAUUCUCUGAAUUGAAUCUUAUUUAAAGGACCAUUAGUCAAUUUGAUUGAUCGAUUAAGACUUGUAUUAGUAGAUUGCACAGUACAGUACAUAUUCCGUACAAUCGACCACUAAAUGGUAACACCCGAAUACAUUUUUCAACUUGUUCAAGUAGGGGUCCACGUUAAUCAAUUCAUAGUAGAUAAUAAUAAAUAAAUAAAUAAUAAUAAUAAUAAAUAUAUUGAUAUAUUUGUUUGCAACAAGUGAUACAUAUAAUGCUAAAUGGCUGUUUGUUGACUUGCAUCUUAUUUAAAGGAGCACCUAAUACAGCUAUUGAUGAAUGUGUGUUUUCUUUUAGCUUAUCAAAAAACAAGUGGGAUAAAACUGAUCAUUUUCUACCGGUUUGUUUACCUUUAUGUUAUUUACAGGAGCAGUGAUUAAUAACAAUAGUAAAACAUUCAAAGGGGCAUUUAAAAACAAACAUGUUGUUUUUAUUAUCUUACGUUUCUCUUACAUAAAGAAGCAGUUAACAGAAAUAUGACCGAUUCACGGGACAGGGCAAUGCGCGUGUCUGCGCAUGUGCAGAAGGCUCUUUAAAUCCCUCCCUGCCUGUCCCCGCUGGAUUAUAUCCAUCGUCCUGCCGCUGAGAUGUCUACCCCGGACGCAGCAGGCACCCCAGGAGCCCCGGACUCCGAGGGGGGCCCCCCGGCUGCGGUCCCCAACCUGACCAGCAACAGGCGACUGCAGCAGACGCAGGCGCAGGUGGACGAGGUGGUGGACAUCAUGCGGGUGAACGUGGACAAGGUCCUGGAGAGGGACCAGAAGCUGUCGGAGUUGGACGACCGCGCCGACGCCCUGCAGGCCGGCGCCUCGCAGUUUGAGAGCAGCGCCGCCAAACUCAAGAACAAAUACUGGUGGAAAAACUGCAAGAUGAUGAUCAUCAUGGCCAUUGUCGGCGUCAUAUUCUUUGGUGUCAUCUUCUUGUACUUCUUCUACUGAGUCCCACUCAGCAUCUUCCUGCUCUUCCUCACACGCCCUGCAAUGGCUGAUGGGUAACAUUUGGCUCUGCCUGCCAACAUCAUACAUGUCCAACUGUGACCUCCGUGUUUAAGUAUUACAUCGCAACUCUUUAAACCACCAGCAUAUUUGCACUGAAAGUAUUUCCUUGUCCAAUGAAAUGAUUGUCUUCUGUGAGAACGCUGCCCCCUUGUGGAUCAUUAGGUUACUGCUUGUUAAUUCACUUUGACCAAGGUGAAUAUUGUGAUUGCAUUGAACAAUAAAUUGUAUUGAAAA
This is a messenger RNA of Nerophis ophidion (straightnose pipefish), 1394 nucleotides long. Its product is annotated as vesicle-associated membrane protein 2-like. Gene Ontology annotation, molecular function: syntaxin binding; SNAP receptor activity. Bases 750 to 1100 code for a protein of 116 amino acids. Gene Ontology annotation, biological process: vesicle-mediated transport; vesicle fusion; SNARE complex assembly. Gene Ontology annotation, cellular component: plasma membrane; SNARE complex. The record is from RefSeq and is a predicted model, not a curated record. Lineage: Eukaryota; Metazoa; Chordata; Actinopteri; Syngnathiformes; Syngnathidae. The transcript has 5 exons.